GUGGCCACCACCUUCACCCUCGCCCAGUCUUGCUCCACCGUUACCUCCGAGAUCACCUUCUACGGCGAGCCCGACAACUCCCCCUCCGGCUGCGACAUAGCCUACGACUGCGGCCGCGGCUACACGGCCGGCGGCGACGGCUCUUACACCGACCCUCUGACCUUUGCCAGCUCGCCCGACGAGUUCACCCCGUGCCAGGUGGUCUACGUGCCAUACCUGAAAAAGUACCUCCGCAUGGAGGACCAGUGCGAGCAGUGCAUCGAUGACUGGCCGGGCAAGUACCACAUUGACAUCUGGACGAGCCCCAACAAUGACUGUGUCAAUGGUGGCACCGACCAGAUCAACUGCGAGGACGACCUCACGCCCUCGGCGGAGCAGGAGGUGGUUGUUGACCCGCCU
Molecule: messenger RNA, 399 nt
Organism: Cryphonectria parasitica EP155
Lineage: Eukaryota; Fungi; Ascomycota; Sordariomycetes; Diaporthales; Cryphonectriaceae
Exons: 1
Source: RefSeq, a predicted model, not a curated record